AAGACAAGUUAUUCUCGCGUGCUUCUAUCUCCUUCCCUUGCCUUCGCCGGACAUGGCCACCGCGAUCCUCCGACGAAACCCUAACCCUAACCCUCGCCGCCUCUCCGAUCCCGACCACGGCCGCCCCCGCCGGCGGAAGCUCAGCCCCGUAUCGGUCGCCUCCCGCCCCCCCGCGGCGGCCCCGCCGUCUUCGAAGAACCUCGAGAUGGGCCAGGUCAAGAUCUUGAAGCGCGGCGAGCCCCUGACCGCCUCCUUCGCGGCGGCUCCCCGCGGCUGCGGCGGCGGCGGCGGAUCCCCCGGUCUCUUCCCCCGCGAUGCCCUCGCGGCGGCGGCGGCGGUGGCGAAGGGGGGGAGGAACAAGAGGGGCGAUCCCGACCUCGGGCUCGGCUCCAUCGACCGCCUCGGGCCCGACCCCGAGGUCGUGCAGAGGCAGAUCCGGGUCGGGGAGUUGCCCGGCGUCUACGCGGGUCCGGGGAUGUGCGUGUCGUCCCCGCCGCCGAGUUCUGUCCCCGUGCCGUGCUUCCUGGGCAAGAACGACCUGGCGACGUGCGGCUUAAGGCGGCUCCUGGGGCUCCACUUGUCGUGAAUUCGAGGGAAAACUCGCGUGGUUUCGGACACUUGUGGCGGAUGUGGCGGUGCCUGUGAGUUCCGCGAAUCGGAUGGAUGUGUUUCCGCUGGACAUUUACUUGUUCGAGAAUCAAAAGGGCUCUCCUUUAUCUUUUCAACAGGAAGGGGCUUUUGAUUGCAAGCAAAGAGGAGGUUGUUGAAGAUGGAAGCUUGGUAGCCUUUAUGAUAUUGAGGGAAGUCGAGAUCAUUGAUCAGGGAACAACUUGAACGGUUGCUUCAAGGGGUUAAAGAUAUGUUAAGUUUAGAUGUGUGUAUGUGGAUCUAAUACAGAGUAUUUAUUGCAGCCUGUGUGGUCUAUAAGUCUAAGUAUUGGUCUGCAGAAUUGUUGGUGUAGGCAUUAGCCUACCACUUUUACAAAGAAAUAUUGGCUAACUUAUGAUUAUAUGUAAUGGGUAGGUCUGAUACUAAGUAUCCGUUGCUUCUAUGUAAUACAUCAGUUUGAUGGAAUAAAGUUUAUGGUGAUGAUUUAUUA
Eucalyptus grandis is the source of this 1099-nucleotide messenger RNA. RefSeq lists its product as uncharacterized. The record is from RefSeq and is a predicted model, not a curated record. Lineage: Eukaryota; Viridiplantae; Streptophyta; Magnoliopsida; Myrtales; Myrtaceae. The transcript has a single exon. Bases 53 to 586 code for a protein of 177 amino acids.